This is a messenger RNA of Pristis pectinata (smalltooth sawfish), 912 nucleotides long. Its product is annotated as nuclear factor 7, brain-like. The record is from RefSeq and is a predicted model, not a curated record. The coding region runs from base 1 to 912 and encodes 303 amino acids. Gene Ontology annotation, molecular function: protein binding. The transcript has 4 exons. Lineage: Eukaryota; Metazoa; Chordata; Chondrichthyes; Rhinopristiformes; Pristidae.
AUGGAGAGUCUGGGCCGCCACGUGUCGGAGGAGUUUGCGACGAUGAGGCGGUUCCUGGAGGAGAGGGAGCAUGAGCUGCAGAGGGACCUGGCUGACUACGCCGCUGGGCUGCUGCAGCCACUGGAGGACAACCUGAGGACCAUCCAGAGGGCACUCAUCUCCGUUCAGAAGGACAUCAUCUACUGCCAGGCGGUGGUCAAUCAGUGGGACAGCCGGCGGUUCCUGCAGGAGUUCAAGUGGCUGAAGGAAAGGCCCCACGAGGACAUCCACUGCCCUGCCGUUGUCUCUGCAAAGCCGUGUCUGGGAGUAUUCAAAGGGCCCCUCCGGUACCGAGUGUGGAAAGAGAUGAGGAACUGCAUCAGCCCAGCGCCCGCGUCGCUGACCCUCGACCCCAACACUGCCAACGCCUGGCUGCAGCUGGAGGAGGACCUGACCGGUGCCAGAGCCGGCGAGACCCGGCAGGAGGUGCCCGACGACCCCGGGAGGUUCGACCCCUCCCCCUGCGUGCUGGGCUCUGAGGGCUUCGGGUCGGGGAGGCAUUACUGGGAGGUGGAGGUGCAGGACAAGACGGAGUGGGCGGUGGGGGUGGCGCGGGAGACGGCCCCCAGGAAGGGGGACAUCGCCCUCUCCCCACGGGACGGCUUCUGGUCCAUCUGGCUGCGGCGGGGAGCCGACUACCGGGCGCUGACCUCUCCCCCCACCCGCCUGGCCCCCGACCCCCGGCCCGACAGGGUCGGGGUGUACCUGGACUACGAGGGCGGGCAGGUCUCAUUCUACGACGCUGACUGCAUGGCCCACCUCUUCACCUUUACCGCCGCCUUCUCCGAGAGGCUGUACCCCUUCUUCAGCCCGGGGCUGAGGGAGGGGCGUAGGAACCAGACCCCCGUCAGGGUCCGCCACCUCAGGCUGUAG